Messenger RNA from Lactuca saligna, 1220 nucleotides. The record is from the annotation of a GenBank genome assembly. Lineage: Eukaryota; Viridiplantae; Streptophyta; Magnoliopsida; Asterales; Asteraceae.
AUGGCAGAAGAGCUCAAGAUACUGACAGGAGGGACUCUAGUCUCUAGAAACAAGGACUAUAUCGUCUUUUACAGGGGUAAUGACUUUUUACCCCCUAAUGUGACAAAGACAUUGAUCGAAGCACAAGACAUAAGAGCUAAUAGACAAGAGGAUGAAGACAAAGCACGAGAAAAGGCUUUGACUUUCAUUGACUUGACUCAUAAAAACUCGGUCAAAGGCCCGUUAGUUGCCGGGACCCUCGCAGAGACCAUGGCCGCCACCUCACGGUGGGGAAGCGAGCGGAGCAAGGAGGAGAUUGAGAAAAUGAGGAGGGAUUCAGCGGUUGCCAGACACGCUUCUCUUGUCAGAUUGCUUGAAAAGAAGCUAGCUCUUGCGAAAGGAAAGAUGAAAAAGGCCGAAAAGGCAUUAGCAAAAGUUCAAGAAUAUCUGCAACCAUCACAACUUCCUACUGAUUUGGAAACAUUAACAGAUGAGGAGAGGUUUUCACUUCGUAAGAUAGGGCUGAGUAUGAAACCCUACUUGGAGUUAGGGAGAAGGGGUGUAUUUGAUGGCACAAUUGAAAAUAUGCACCUACAUUGGAAGUACAGAGAGGUAGUGAAGAUAAUGGUGGAGAGGAAAAGCUUUGCACAAGUGAAACAUGUGGCCAUUUCUCUUGAGGCAGAAAGUGGUGGAGUUUUGGUGUCUGUAGAUAAAACCACAAAAGGGUAUGCAAUUAUUGUUUAUCGUGGAAAGAAUUAUGAGCGCCCAAAAGCAAUCAGACCCAAGAAUCUUUUGACUAGAAGGCAAGCUUUAGCCCGUGCAAUUGAACUGCAAAGGCGCGAGGCGUUAAAGCAUCAUAUCGUGGAGUUAUUGGAAAGAAUCGAGAAGCUGAAAGGGGAACUUGAGGAUAUGAAGAUUGUUGAUGAGGUUGAUGAAGAGACGUUGAGAUCGAGGAUAGAAGAUGAUUUGGAUUUGGAUUCGGAUGAUUAUGGUGGAAUGGAAGAGGAUGAAGAAGCAUACCUGGAAACAUAUGAAGAUAGUGAUCAAAGAUGAGUGAGAUCCAUGUGAAUAUUAGUUUUAGUUGUUCAUCUCAACACAUAUGCAAAACUCAGGUUAUGGAUCAAAGAUUAUGUGAUUUUAUAUUAUCUAUAUAUUUUUUAUGGCCUCGUGCCUAUGCUGUAUUUAUGAGUGAAAAGUCCCUGAAUUCUUUUGAAAUGAGGCAUGAGAGCUUGUUUAAGCGG